AGUAGCGCUCAGGUGUGACUCGAGGAAGGUCCGUGUUUCCGUCGUCCAGAUCCCGAGCAGGAGGCCGCCGCGCGAUCAUCAAGAUGCCCUGCUCAGCCGUCACGCUGUCCAUGGCCACCAUCACGGCCAUCGUGGCCGUCGCCCUGCUGGCCAUCGCCUUCUCCACCGACAACUGGCUCUACAUCGAAGUGAAGCGCGCCCAGAUACAGCAAUACGCGGCGAAACGCGGCGGCCAAGACAACCUGCUGGACAACAUGAACAAGAAGUACUACUACUACACCCGCACCAAAGGACUCUUCCGCAUCUGCUACCCCAAGGAGCGCCCGCCCACAAUUGCCACAUACCUCAGCCCAGUUGAGACACAUUGCCACAACAUUGAUUAUUACAUCCAUGCUGGAGAGGACACUACCAAGACAUUCUCAGAAGAUGCAAUGGCCAGGAUCCACAUGGGUCGUGCUAUGAUAGCACUCUUCAUUGUGGCAUUUAUUGCUAUAUUUGUCGCCUUCUGGACUGGAGUUGCUGGUUGCUGGAGAAGAUCACCAGGAAAUGUGACUGCCACUGCGAUAAUGAUGCUGCUGGCAUGUCUCCUGAGUGCAGGAGGUAUGGGACUCUGGCAUGGGGUUGAAUAUUACGAGAAAGAGAAGAUUGUUGGUGAGGAGUUCUAUCGGCAGUGGAACCCCGCACUACAAGCAGAGACGACCAUCUCCUAUGACUGGUCAUACAUCAUGGCGUGGAUCAGUGUUGGAUUCUCCCUUGUUUCAUCUUCAUUAUUCCUCAGCGCUGCUGUCUGCCUACGUAAUGAGAAAGAGGCAGAAAAAGUGAAGAAUGUGCAGUACAUCAUGCCAGUGUACCCACAGAAACAGCAGUAUGCUUAUGCCACAGGAUACCCAGCCCCUUCGGCAUACCCUGGGCCAUACUAUCAUGGUUCUCAGUAUGGGCCAUACAACUAUUAAGUGCAGCCUGCACAAGAAAUAGGAUGUUAUUUAUGACCAGCUGCACUGUUAAUGUGUUGAAAACAACAUAUUCCUUCAACUGGUCCAAAUGUUCGCAGAUAUGGUUUUUUCUCUGCUGAAGGACCAAUGCUCAUAAUAAAUUUCAGUCAGACAAAAGGAUUCAAAAAUUAUGUAAUUUUGGUUUUUCUGGACAUUAGAUUCUGAACUGACUGAACAAGUGCCUAGCCUUCCCUCACAACAAAAGCCUACUACAUCCAUAUGACUGUAUGAUCCUGUGCAUGGAAUGUGUAAGUGGACACUAAGGGAGAGUGCAUAUUAAUUUUUUAUCCACAUACAUAUCUCGAAGGUGCUUUGUCAUAGAACUGUUAUAAUUUAUGAUGGAAUAUUAUAUGGUGAAAUGCUGUAUACUCUGUUCACCAUAUAGUCCUUCUAUCUGCUGUCAUUGCUUUUGUGCUGAUAUGUAUUUACUUGUGAGUGAGGAUGGGAAUGUGUGUGUGUGUGUGUGUGUGUGUGUGUGUGUGUGUGUGUGUGUGUGUGUGUGUGUUUUAUACGUAAGUGACCAGAUACAUAAUCAUGCACCUGUCUGUAUACAUGGUGCUUGUCUUUGUGUAUGAAUAGUCACAUUGCAUAUGAACUGAAUAUUGAAAUAAUGGUAAAAAAAGUAUGAAAUUUGCUGUCUUGUGAACAUAUUAGUAGUAAUACUGUUUGGACAGAUGUGCUUCUGUGGCAGGAGUUAGACACAUGAACAAAUAAUUAAAAAAUCAAACUGGUCUGCAAUUUACCAAAGAGGAGGUGAAAAUAUUUCUUGUCAGUGAACAUGAAUGAUGACUUGUGCUUCCACAGAGUGUGUAUGUGAGAGAGAGAGACAAAAGCAACUGCUUGCUGUUAAAAUUCAUGAAGAAAUUCCAUAAAAUAAGUGUGAUAUAUGAAUUAAAUUGAACUUGUAGAAGUUCCAGAAUAGAAUUUGUGGGUUAAUAUUAUUAAAUCAUUUUUGUUUUUGUUUGUAUGCAUAACAUCAGAGAGCUCAAAACAGAAAAUGCUGAAAGGAGAAAAUUCUAGAAAGAAAAUAUGUGAUUUUUUUUUCAAGAAUAUUUAUUUACUUAAUGUUUAAGUUACAAGAAACUGUGAAUUCACAUCAUCAUCUAUGUUGUGUGCUUGAUGUUUAGGUAGCAGCAGACCUUUAGAUGGAUGUAUAUUAUUAAAUUACUGCAGUGCAUUAACAAGAGUUUCUUUUUAUGUUGUGAGAUAUAUUUCAGGCAUUGAAGCCUCAAUUUUCUACAAAGAUUGUAUCAUAUUUUAUGUAUAAAUCCAAUAAAAAUAAUUUUUUUACCUAGUA
Schistocerca piceifrons (Central American locust) is the source of this 2289-nucleotide messenger RNA. RefSeq lists its product as uncharacterized. The transcript is spliced from 7 exons. The record is from RefSeq and is a predicted model, not a curated record. Gene Ontology annotation, cellular component: membrane. Bases 84 to 953 code for a protein of 289 amino acids. NCBI's taxonomy places the organism in Eukaryota, Metazoa, Arthropoda, Insecta, Orthoptera, Acrididae.